AUGGAAUACGACAAGUCAAACAGAGUCGAUAAACGGAAGGUUUUAUCUGAACGCAAUACUGUCGAUGCAAGAAACAGACAACCACAAGGGACUGCGAGAUUUCCUGGAAUCUCUAAUUCUAAAAAUGCUUUUAGCCAAUCCGGAAAUGGACACUUUCAUCUUGUUUCCUCUGGAGAUGCAACAGGCAAUGAAGAAAAUCAGAAAGAAAGCUACAUAGACCUUUCUCGUGUGAAAAAAGAGCCGAGGGUAAAUAUACACAAGCUCGAAAAGAAGAAGGAAGAGGAGCCUCGUGAUUCCCAAAACGACGAAAACAGUGCCACAAAGCGAAAAAAAGUUGAAAAUCCGGAAAAUGACACAUCUUUCGAUGCAGACUCGGAAAUGCUAAAUGACAUGCAGGAUACCAGAAUGCCCUGGGACGAAAAUGCCGCAUUUGAAUUCGGAGACCUAUCGCCAAGCUUAACUGAUCUUAUAUUUAAACCAAGGCCAAAUAAAAUCUGCCGUCCACCCAACGCAUUCAUGCUUUUCGCCAAGGAACAUAGGCGUCAGGUUGGAAUGGAUCAUCCGGAUGAGACUAAUCGCCAAAUUAGCAUAAUUUUGGGAAAUAUGUGGAGAGAUUUGAGCGAUGAAGACAAAAUGAAAUAUUAUAAGGAGGCACAAGCCCUGGAAAAGUUACACAAAGAGACCUAUCCAAGUUAUGUCUACAGCCCUAAUGAAGCCAGGAUGAGAAAACAAAGUAAAGCAGAAAGGAAGCAAAAGCUGAAGGAGACACCUCCCAGUUCCAAAACUUUCUUCGUCUCUGAAGAUAGCGGUGGGUCACCCCAAAGCAGCAAAGACGCCCAAGAUGUCUUUUUAUAG
Messenger RNA from Argiope bruennichi, 855 nucleotides. Its product is annotated as transcription factor egl-13-like. The coding region runs from base 1 to 855 and encodes 284 amino acids. The transcript has 5 exons. Gene Ontology annotation, biological process: anatomical structure morphogenesis; cell differentiation; regulation of DNA-templated transcription. The record is from RefSeq and is a predicted model, not a curated record. Lineage: Eukaryota; Metazoa; Arthropoda; Arachnida; Araneae; Araneidae. Gene Ontology annotation, molecular function: DNA-binding transcription factor activity, RNA polymerase II-specific; RNA polymerase II cis-regulatory region sequence-specific DNA binding.